Sorex fumeus (smoky shrew) is the source of this 2124-nucleotide messenger RNA. RefSeq names its product cytochrome c oxidase assembly protein COX15 homolog (gene COX15). Gene Ontology annotation, cellular component: mitochondrial inner membrane. Bases 41 to 1282 code for a protein of 413 amino acids. The transcript is spliced from 9 exons. NCBI's taxonomy places the organism in Eukaryota, Metazoa, Chordata, Mammalia, Eulipotyphla, Soricidae. Gene Ontology annotation, biological process: heme A biosynthetic process. Gene Ontology annotation, molecular function: oxidoreductase activity, acting on NAD(P)H, heme protein as acceptor. The record is from RefSeq and is a predicted model, not a curated record.
GGGAAGGCGGAGGAGUGGCGGCGGCGCCCCGGUGUCCAAGAUGCAGCGAUUGCUCGUUCCGCCCUUGAAAGCCUGGCUCGGGGGCCAGUGUCUCAGGCUCCUGGCGCCCCGGGCUGCGUCUCGAGCUCAGUGUGGCUGCACCCGUGGGAUCUGGCGCCCGGUGAGGCCAGGCCAGUACAGCACCGUCUCGGAAGUAGCCCUGCAGUCUGGCAGGGGCACGGUGCCUCUUCCCUACAAGGCUGCCGAGCGAGUGGUGGGCCGAUGGCUUCUGAUCUGCAGUGGCACCGUGGCUGGAGCAGUUAUCCUCGGGGGAGUAACCAGGUUGACUGAGUCUGGCCUCUCCAUGGUAGACUGGCAUUUAAUUAAGGAGAUGAAGCCACCUACAACCCAAGAGGAAUGGGAAGCCGAAUUCCAAAAAUACCAGCAAUUUCCAGAAUUUAAAAUCUUGAAUCAUGAUAUGACAUUGGCAGAGUUCAAGUUCAUCUGGUACAUGGAAUACUCGCACCGAAUGUGGGGUCGUCUGGUAGGCCUGGCAUACAUCCUGCCCGCUGCCUACUUUUGGAGAAAGGGCUGGCUCAGCCGUGGCAUGAAAGGACGUGUUCUUGCCCUCUGUGGUUUAGUCUGCUUCCAGGGUCUUUUGGGAUGGUACAUGGUGAAAAGUGGAUUAGAAGAAAAACCAGACUCCCACGACAUCCCUCGGGUCAGUCAGUACCGUCUGGCUGCCCACUUGGGGUCUGCCCUGGUUCUUUAUUGUGCCAGCUUAUGGACCUCGCUCUCACUGCUGCUCCCGCCACUCAGGCUGCCUGAAACCCGUCAGCUCGUGCAGUUGCGACGCUUUGCCCACGGGACAGCGGGCCUGGUGUUCUUCACGGCACUCUCAGGGGCUUUUGUGGCAGGGCUCGAUGCCGGGUUAGUUUACAACUCCUUCCCCAAGAUGGGCGAAUCCUGGAUCCCAGGAGAUCUCUUCACCUUCUCCCCCAUCCUGAAGAAUGUGUUUGAGAAUCCCACCAUGGUGCAGUUUGAUCACCGGAUCCUGGGAAUCUCUUCCGUCACUGCCAUCACGGUGCUCUACUUCCUGUCCCGGAGGGUCCCCCUUCCACGCAGGGCCCAGAUGGCGGCAGCAACUCUCCUGGCCUUGGGGUACACGCAGGUGGCCCUGGGCAUUAGCACUCUGCUGAUGUACGUUCCGACCGCUUUGGCGGCCACUCACCAGUCGGGCUCCUUGGCCCUCCUCAGCGUCGCCCUUUGGCUCAUGAGCGAACUCCGGAGAGUCCCAAAGUGAUUCCGAGGGGACCAGCUUCCUCAAACCAAAACUGACCAGAGAGAGAGCACAGAAUUGGUGCUUUUCUAAGAAGAUGACACAGCAGCUUCCAAAUCGGUCAAGUCAUUUCAGACUGUUCCUUUUUUUGAGACUGGAUCUAGAAUGGCCUAAGUAUGGUUACACUUAUGCUUGUUUAAAUAUGUUACUUUUCAUAUUGAAAAUCAGGGUUUAGGGGGUGUAGCUACAGCACAGUGAGUAGGGCGUUUGCCUUGCAUGCGGCCUAACCAGGUUCGGUUCCCAGCAUCCCAGAUGGUCCCCUGAGCAUCACUGGGUGUGACCCAAAAAGGCAAAAAAAAUAAAAAAUCAGGGUAAAUGCAGGUAAAGGAAUGUCUUUUUGUCCAUUUGUUGCUUCUCCAUAGGCUCCAUCCGUUUCAAGCUUCUGAAUGUUGGCAAGUUCUUGGUUCUGUGUCUUUGAUCUCUGUCCCUUUUCUGCCUCGGCGGAAAUUCUUUAGGAUUUUAACUUCAUUUCCAUCAGGUGAAAGAAAAAAUAAGAGGGAGAAAUAGUAAUCUUUAGUGUGACCAGGUAGUCCCCAGAAAAAGCCAGGGUCUUCUAGUAUUCUGAUUCCUACAAAUAUAUAGGGUAGAGAUUGAGCUCUCAAUUGAUGUUAUAUGCAGCAAAAACGGUUUAUACUUUUUUCAAAAAGGAGAUAAUCACUAGUAACCACUUGGGUUCAUCAAGCACAAUCCUUAUUUCUCUUCUGAUAGUGCUGUUACAUCACUCCUUCAGAUGAAUGGAAUAAUUAGUGUAAAUAUAUUCCUGGCAGGGUUCCCUACAAUCUUUGUAAUAAAAAGCAUACAAUUUC